CUCCGUCCCGGUUGCCUGGUGAUGGGGAAGCCGUGUCGGGUCUGCGGCCUGUUUCCCGCACGUUUCCGGACGCCGGGCUUCGCUGAGAUAUGAAGGGGGACGCUGCUCAGGACAGUGCCGAGAAUUCGAGGCCUCCCGCACUUCCCCAGCGGCACUAAGCAGCCAUGGAGCGGUACCUGGCCAUCGGGAUUGUGGGCAAAGGCAGCUACGGGGAGGUGCAGCUGGUCAGACACGGCAGCGAAGGGAAACAGUAUGUUAUAAAGAAGUUGAAUCUAAGAAAUGUUUCCAGUCGUGAGCGCAAGGCAGCAGAACAAGAAGCCCAGCUUUUAUCCCAGUUGCGACAUCCCAACAUUGUUACUUACAGAGAGUCAUGGGAAGGAGAUGAUGGAUUUCUAUACAUUGUGAUGGGUUACUGUGAAGGUGGAGAUUUGUACCACAAGCUGAAGGAACAGAAGGGCAAAUUGCUUCCAGAAAGUCAGAUCGUGGAGUGGUUUGUCCAGAUUGCUAUGGCUUUACAGUAUUUACAUGAAAAACAUAUCCUGCACAGAGAUCUUAAAACUCAAAACAUCUUCCUAACAAAAACAAAUAUCAUUAAAGUUGGAGAUCUGGGUAUAGCCAGAGUGUUGGAGAGCCAGCAUGAUAUGGCCAGUACCUUGAUUGGGACACCUUAUUACAUGAGUCCUGAACUCUUCUGUAAUAAACCAUACAACCAUAAGGAACUGAAAAUCACUUCUUCAAGCCAGUUCACACCAUUUGGCCUUGAAGCCAGCAAAGACCUUAUAGAGUAA
This is a messenger RNA of Rhincodon typus (whale shark), 788 nucleotides long. Its product is annotated as serine/threonine-protein kinase Nek4-like. Lineage: Eukaryota; Metazoa; Chordata; Chondrichthyes; Orectolobiformes; Rhincodontidae. The transcript is spliced from 4 exons. Gene Ontology annotation, biological process: protein phosphorylation. Gene Ontology annotation, molecular function: ATP binding; protein kinase activity. The record is from RefSeq and is a predicted model, not a curated record. The coding region runs from base 165 to 788 and encodes 207 amino acids.